Frankliniella occidentalis (western flower thrips) is the source of this 1196-nucleotide messenger RNA. Its product is annotated as sushi, von Willebrand factor type A, EGF and pentraxin domain-containing protein 1-like. The annotation marks the transcript as partial. The record is from RefSeq and is a predicted model, not a curated record. NCBI's taxonomy places the organism in Eukaryota, Metazoa, Arthropoda, Insecta, Thysanoptera, Thripidae. The transcript has 7 exons. Gene Ontology annotation, molecular function: calcium ion binding.
AUGGAUAUUAUGGAUAUUAUGGAGGUGUACUGUGGUCCUGUCCCUCAAAUUGACAAUGGUUUCUCCAUUGGCUCUACCAAUGUCACCUUCAGAGGCCAAGCCAUGUACCAGUGCUAUGCAGGUUUUGCGUUCCCAUCUGGGUUGCCCCUGGAGAGAGUUUCUUGUCUUGCCGAUGGACGCUGGGAGCGUCUUCCAACUUGUCUUGCUUCUCAGUGCCCACCUCUUCCUGACACUCCACAUGCAAAUGCCACUAUCUUGAAUGGCGGAGGUCGCAGUUACGGUACCAUUGACAGGUUUGAAUGUGAGCCUGGAUUCAUUCGUACGGGAGCCCCAGUAAUUUUGUGCAUGAGCAAUGGCACCUGGUCCAGUGCUCCACCUGCUUGCCGACGUGCUUGUUGUCCAACUUUCCCUACCAUUAAAAAUGGUUUCAUUGUUGAUACCACAAAUGAAUAUCUGUAUGGUGAUGAAGCCAGGGUUCAAUGUUUCAAGGGCUACAAACUAUCUGGCAACAAUAUUAUCCGCUGUGGUCCAAACCAAGACUUCCUCAAUCCUCCAAGAUGCGAUGACAUUAAUGAAUGCAGUAGCAGUCAGUGUGACGUAGCAUGUACCGAGUGUGUUAAUACACCUGGCGGCUUCCACUGCAAGUGCCGCAAGGGCUUUGUGAGUUUAGAGUGCCGACCUGUUGGGGACCUUGGCCUUACUACUGGAGGUAUCCCUGAUGAUUCUAUCUCUGUAUCUGGCACUGAACCUGGCUAUCCCAAAGAGAUGGUUCGUCUGAACAGUCUUGGUGGCUGGUGUGGAGUCAAUGCGGAAUCUGGAGCAAACUGGGUUCUUCUUGAUUUGAAGGCACCAACAGUUGUUUGUGGUUUUAGAACACAGAGUGUCUCCCGCCUUGAUGGGAAUGUUGCCUUCACUUCAGCUGUACGAAUUCAGUUCUCAGAUGAUCUCACUGAUGUCUUCAAGGACUACACAAACCCUGAUGAUACUCUUGUUGAAUUCCGUAUCCUUGAGCCCACCCUAUCUGUCCUCAACCUCCCUGUGCCCAUGGAAGCUCAGUACUUACGUUUCCGUAUUCAAGAUUAUGUCAAUGCUCCCUGUCUCCGCAUUGAAGUUAUGGGAUGCACUCGCCUUGAGUGUGCUGAUAUUAAUGAGUGUGCUGUUGACAAUGGUGGAUGUGACCAAAAAUGUAUUAACAG